Messenger RNA from Diatraea saccharalis (sugarcane borer), 2565 nucleotides. Lineage: Eukaryota; Metazoa; Arthropoda; Insecta; Lepidoptera; Crambidae. The record is from the annotation of a GenBank genome assembly.
CGGUAUCGGUAUAUAAUAAUAUUUUUAUGGGUUCAUAUAACGUUUUAAUGAUAUACAUACAUAUCUCUAGUGUCAAUGUCAUAAAUGACAAGCUGAGAAGUAAGAAAUGCUAUUGUCAUUUGAAUUUUUAAAUUCUUAGUAGAUAUAAAUAAUUUUUUUUUCAACAUGUAUAAAGGCUUUGCGCGAAUAUUAACUCAUUCAGACAGAUUACAAUCAUGUAUUUCACCUUGUCUUCGAAGUACAGUGCUGUGUACACGAAAAGGAAAAUUAGGCAGUAUAGGUUAUGUUUUCUUGAGAACUAAAAAACAUGAUCGCGGUAAUCCUUCGGCCUUAUUUGUGCCGGUGCCUGUAAAGCCUAAUCCUGACGACAUCAACAUAGGCGAAGAGUUUACUGGACGUCUAAAAAAACAAGAUAUGCUUAAGAUUCUUAAUAGAUUUUACCAGAAACCAGAAGUGAGAGUUUUGGCAUCAGAAAAUGGUUUAGACGACCAGUUAUUACAUCAAGCGUUUUUGUCUUUUAGAAGACAUUGUUUGGAACACGAUUUACCUCCAGAUUUGCAUAUAACAAUUAGUGAUAUAUUACAAGGUGCUGGGCAUGUUGAUGAUUUGUUCCCAUAUUUCUUACGUCAUGCUCGUUUAGCAUUCCCACAUUUAGAUUGUUUGGAUGAUUUAAAGAAAAUUUCUGAUCUUCGAACACCUGCUAAUUGGUAUCCUGAAGCUAGAAGUAUAAAUAGGAAGGUAAUAUUUCAUGCAGGCCCUACAAAUUCAGGGAAGACCUAUCAUGCUAUGGAAAGAUAUUUAGAAGCAAAAUCUGGUGUUUACUGUGGGCCUCUUAAAUUAUUAGCUACUGAAAUAUAUCAUAAAUCGAAUAAAAAGGGUGUACCUUGUGAUUUAAUUACUGGUGAGGAAAGGAGACAUUCUUCUCAAUGUGCAGCCAUUGCUGAUGGUUCUGAAGAUUUCAACACAGAAAUAGAAUCUGAAUCUAUUAUGACUGAUGAAAGUGAGUUCACACCUUCUAGUCAUGUGGCUUGCACAGUUGAAAUGACUUCUCUUAAUAAUAAAUAUGAGGUAGCUAUUAUAGACGAAAUCCAAAUGAUCGGCGACAGAGGUAGAGGAUGGGCGUGGACAAGAGCAAUUCUUGGACUCCAAGCGGAGGAACUCCAUUUAUGUGGGGAAGCUGGUGCAAUAAAUCUCAUAGAGCAAAUAUGUAAUACAACAGGAGAAGAAUUGGAGGUUCGUUCCUAUAAAAGGCUGACAGAGUUAAAAGUUGAAGAUUCAGCAUUAGGUUCACUAGACCAUGUGAAACCGGGCGAUUGCAUUGUGUGUUUCAAUAAGAAUGACAUUUACAGUGUAAGUCGAGCCAUUGAACAGAGAGGUCACGAGGUGGCUGUCAUUUAUGGAAGUUUACCGCCUGGCACGAAAUUGGCACAGGCGAAUAAAUUCAAUGACCCAGACAGUUCAUGUAAAAUUAUGGUGGCCACUGACGCUAUUGGUCUUGGAAUUAACUUGAGUAUACAAAGGAUAAUAUUUUAUUCAUUAAUAAAACCAGUGAUAAAUGAAGAUGGUGACAAAGAAAUGGAUGUUAUUAGUAUAUCACAAGCCCUACAGAUUGCCGGGCGAGCUGGCCGUUACGGCAGCGCUUGGGAAACCGGCUACGUGACCACAUACAAGUCUGAAGAUCUGGCAACACUGAAGACCCUCCUGUCCAAACCCCCAGAGCCCGUGACGCAAGCCGGCUUACAUCCAACAGCGGAACAGAUGGAACUGUACGCCUACCAUCUACCUCAUGCGAGUCUCAGUAGUUUAAUGGAUAUAUUCGUGCACCUGUGCACAGUCGACGACUCGUUAUACUUCAUGUGUAAUACUGAAGCGUUCAAGUUUCUCGCCGAGAUGAUUCAACACGUUCCUCUUCCGUUACGCGCCCGCUAUGUGUUUUGCUGUGCACCAAUCAACAAUAAGUUCCCAUUCGUUUGCGCUACAUUCCUCAAGAUGGUCCGCCAGUACAGUCGCAAUGAGCCUAUAACAAGAACUUGGCUGUGCAAUGCGAUAGAGUGGCCACUACCCUCACCUAAAACUAUAAUGGAUCUCGUCCAUUUAGAGUCUGUAUUCGACGUGCUAGAGCUUUACCUGUGGCUUAGCUAUCGUUUCCCAGAUAUGUUUCCAGACGUAAAAUUGGUAAGAGACAUGGAGACUGAGUUAGAUGCUGUUAUACAGCAAGGGAUAUUCCAAAUCACCAGAUUGUUACGAAACUCUGAACAGAUACCUCACGAUGAUCCAGAGAUCACAGAAAAAGGUAGCACAAAGAGGUCUUCACGAUCUGGUUCGUUAAGUCAGACAAGGGGAGAGGAGCAGAAGGGGAAAUUGUCGGAAAUGCUAGUUGCUAAGGGCCUAAUCACACCACAAAUGUUGAAAAAACUUCAGCAAGAACUUUCGGCAGAUGUCAAAGGAGAUAGGAGUAAAAAGAAAAUUAAUAGACAUAGAAGGAAAUAGAAAUCUCCUGUAGUGUGUUAUUGUGUAUGUGUAUGACCGAUGUUUGAAUGUGAAUAAAAAUAUUGUUAUAGAGAA